UGCGAGCGGCCCGCGAUGUGGCUGGGCCCGGAGGAGGUGCUGGGGGCCAACGCGCUGUGGGUGACGGAGCGCGCCAACCCCUUCUUCGUGCUGCAGCGACGCCGCGGCCACGGCAAGGGCGGUGGCCUCACGGGUCUUCUCGUCGGCACCCUGGAUGUGGUGUUGGACUCCAGCGCCCGCGUGGCCCCUUACCGCAUUCUGCACCAGACCCAGGACUCGCAAGUCUACUGGACUGUGGCUUGCGGUUCUUCUCGCAAAGAGAUCACGAAACACUGGGAAUGGCUGGAAAAUAACUUGCUCCAGACACUCUCCAUCUUUGACAAUGAGGAAGAUAUCACCACCUUUAUCAAGGGCAAGAUACACGGUAUCAUUGCCGAGGAAAACAAGAACUUGCAGCCCCAGGGAGAUGAAAACCCUGGGAAGUUCAAGGAGGCUGAGCUGAAGAUGCGGAAGCAGUUUGGGAUGCCCGAGGGGGAAAAACUGGUCAACUACUACUCCUGCAGCUACUGGAAGGGCCGUGUGCCCCGGCAGGGCUGGCUCUACCUCACCGUCAACCACCUGUGCUUCUACUCCUUCCUGCUGGGGAAGGAAGUGAGCCUCGUGGUGCAGUGGGUGGAUGUCACGCGGCUGGAGAAGAAUGCCACCCUGCUUUUUCCCGAGAGCAUCCGUGUGGACACCCGGGACCAGGAACUCUUCUUCUCCAUGUUCCUCAACAUCAGCGAGACCUUCAAACUCAUGGAGCAGCUGGCCAACCUGGCCAUGCGGCAACUCCUGGACAGCGAGGGUUUCCUGGAGGACAAGGCCUUGCCCAGGCCUAUCCGGCCGCGCAGGAACAUCUCGGCUCUGAAGCGGGACCUGGAUGCCCGUGCCAAGAAUGAGUGCUACCGGGCCACCUUCCGGCUGCCCAGGGAUGAGCGCCUAGAUGGCCACACAAGCUGCACCCUGUGGACGCCCUUCAACAAGCUGCACAUCCCCGGCCAGAUGUACAUCUCCAACAACUACAUCUGCUUCGCCAGCAAGGAGGAGGACGCGUGCCACCUCAUCAUACCCCUGAGGGAGGUGACCAUUGUUGAAAAAGCUGACAGUUCCAGUGUCCUGCCCAGCCCUCUGUCCAUUAGCACCAAGAGUAAAAUGACCUUCCUGUUUGCCAACCUGAAAGACCGAGAUUUCCUGGUUCAGAGGAUCUCGGACUUCCUCCAGAAAACGCCCUCCAAGCAGCCAGGCAGCAGCAUCGGGGAAAGGAAAGCCAGCAUAGUGGACGCAGCCCCCGAGUCUCCCUCAGCUCCUCAGGAGGUUUUAGAGCAGCCCACCUGCCCAUCCUCCACCCCCAGUGGCUGCCAGAGCUGUACACAGGAGGCGCCAACUGCAUCCCAGGGCCUGCUCAAGCUCUUCCAGAGGAACUCGUCCACAGAAGUCCUGGGGGCCAAAGGGGUAAGCGCUAAGGCCAAGGAGAAGAUGAAAGAGGAGUCAUGGAACAUUCACUUCUUUGAGUACGGGCGCGGCAUGUGCAUGUACCGCACCGCCAAGACCCGCGAGCUGGUCCUGAAGGGCAUCCCCGAGGGCCUGCGAGGGGAGCUGUGGCUCCUCUUCUCUGGGGCCUGGAAUGACUUGGUCACUCACCCCGGCUACUAUGCCAAGCUGGUGGAGAAGUCCAUGGGGAAGUACAGCCUGGCCACUGAGGAGAUCGAGCGAGACCUGCACCGUUCCAUGCCGGAGCACCCUGCCUUCCAGAACGAGCUUGGGAUCGCAGCGCUUCGGCGGGUGCUGACCGCCUAUGCCUUCCGGAACCCCACUAUUGGCUACUGCCAGGCCAUGAACAUCGUGACGUCUGUGCUCCUGCUCUACGGUAGUGAGGAGGAGGCUUUCUGGCUGCUGGUGGCCCUCUGCGAGCGGAUGCUGCCCGACUACUACAACACCAGGGUAGUGGGUGCCUUGGUGGACCAAGGCAUCUUCGAGGAGCUUACGAGAGACUUCUUGCCGCAGCUUUCAGAGAAGAUGCAAGACCUGGGGGUGAUCUCCAGCAUCUCACUCUCUUGGUUCCUGACCCUCUUCCUCAGCGUCAUGCCCUUCGAGAGCGCCGUGGUCGUUGUUGACUGCUUCUUCUACGAGGGCAUCAAGGUGGUUCUGCAAGUGGCCUUGGCCAUCCUGGAUGCCAACACGGAGCAGCUGCUGGGCUGCAUGGAUGAGGGCGAGGCCAUGACGGUCCUGGGCAGAUACCUGGAUAAUGUGGUCAACAAGCAAAGUGUUUCUCCUCCUAUCCCACACCUCCAUGCCUUGCUGACCAGCGGUGACGACCCUCCUGCAGAGGUGGACAUCUUUGAGCUACUGAAAGUGUCAUAUGAGAAAUUCAGCAGCCUGCGGGCUAACGACAUUGAACAGAUGCGGUUUAAACAGAGGCUGAAAGUGAUCCAGUCCUUGGAAGACACGGCCAAGCGAAGCGUGGUCCGAGCUAUACCUGGAGACGUUGGCUUCUCGAUUGAAGAGCUGGAGGACCUGUACGUGGUGUUUAAGGCCAAGCACCUGGCGAGUCAGUACUGGGGAGGCAGCCGUACCACCGCCAUCCGUAGGGAUCCCAGCCUGCCCUGCCUGGAGCAGUACCGGAUUGACGCCAGCCAAUUCCAGGAGCUCUUCGCCAACCUGACGCCCUGGGCCUGCGGCUUGCACACACCCGUGCUGGCAGGGCGCAUGUUCCGGCUCCUGGACAAGAACAAGGACUCGCUCAUCAACUUCAAGGAGUUCGUGACGGGCAUGAGUGGGAUGUACCAUGGGGACCUGACAGAGAAGCUCAAAGUGCUGUACAAGCUGCACCUUCCCCCAGCUCUGAGCCCAGAGGAGGCCGAAUCAGCCCUGGAGGCCGCCUGCUAUUUCACAGAGGACAGGUCCUCAGAAGAAACACUCCCGCAAGAAGAGCAAGAGGGAGCUAGCAACGAGGAUGUUCAAGAAAAAAGAGGAGAGGAGAAGGGGACCAGCCCUCAGGACUAUCGGCACUACCUCCAAAUGUGGGCCAAGGAGAAGGAGGCUCAGAAGGAGACCAUCAAAGAUCUUCCCAAGAUGAACCAGGAGCAGUUUAUUGAGCUGUGCAAAACACUUUAUAAUAUGUUCAGUGAAGACCCCAUGGAGCAGGACUUGUAUCAUGCCAUUGCCACCGUGGCCAGCCUUCUCCUCCGCAUCGGUGAGGUCGGUAAAAAGUUUUCAGUCCGGGUAGGCAGGAAGCCCAGGGACAGUGCCUGCAGUGGGGACCAUGACAGAGCCACUACAGCCACCGUGGAGGAGGAAUCCCUAGUGCCUGAGCCCCAUCAGGACGCCGCCUGGGAACCUCAGCCACCAGCUGCAGGGGACCCCCAAGCCAAAGCUGGCGGAGACACCCACCUUGGGAAGGCACUGCAGGAGAGCCAGGUGGUGGGUGAAGGGGGCAGCAGCGAGGGGCAGGGCUCGCCCUCCCAGCUUCUGUCUGACGAUGAAACCAAAGACGACAUGUCCAUGUCCUCCUACUCAGUGGUCAGCACAGGCUCACUGCAGUGUGAAGACCUCACGGAUGACACAGUGCUGGUGGGCGGGAAGGUUAGCAGCCACACGGCCACGGUCCACUGUGAGGGCACUGUUGACACCGACUGGUGCAUCUCCUUUGAGCAGAUCCUGGCCUCCAUCCUGACAGAGUCUGUGCUGGUGAACUUCUUUGAGAAAAGGGUGGACAUUGGGCUCAAGAUCAAGGACCAAAAGAAGGUGGAAAGGCAGUUCAGCACAUCUAGUGACCAUGAGCAGUCUGGGGUUUCCGGCUGAGCUCUACGUCAAGAGUGGCUCAGACCAGGCUGCGGAAGUGGGGACUGACCUCUCGUUUCCUACUUCCCUCCUUCUCCUUUCCCCUUUCUGUUCUCUCCUUAGAGAUGCACCCCUCCAGAUCUCCCCAAGAGAGGCAAGAGUUGUAAAUGGAAAGAAGGCUGGUGCAGACCCAGUUGCCUAGAUGGAUUCCCCGGGCCUGGGUCUCCUGGGCCCCUGGAGG
Molecule: messenger RNA, 4000 nt
Organism: Loxodonta africana (African savanna elephant)
Lineage: Eukaryota; Metazoa; Chordata; Mammalia; Proboscidea; Elephantidae
Gene: TBC1D9B
Product: TBC1 domain family member 9B
Exons: 21
Coding region: 16-3780 (1254 amino acids)
Molecular function (GO): calcium ion binding
Source: RefSeq, a predicted model, not a curated record